Molecule: messenger RNA, 980 nt
Organism: Ruditapes philippinarum (Manila clam)
Lineage: Eukaryota; Metazoa; Mollusca; Bivalvia; Venerida; Veneridae
Product: kielin/chordin-like protein
Exons: 4
Coding region: 55-864 (269 amino acids)
Source: RefSeq, a predicted model, not a curated record
AUAUCUAGUUCAAUAAGAUUUUGAACGUUUAACGAACGGAUUAAUGCAGUGAAGAUGGAACGAUUACUUUGCUCUCUAUUGUUAAUAAGUUGUUUUGCUUAUACCACUGUACACUGUGAAUCAACGUUGCUUUUCAAACCGAAAACAAAAUGUCACUGGUACGGUAACGUCUACACACUUAACCAAACAAAUAUCCCACAUCCAAUCAAUCCGUGCAAAGAAUGCAAAUGCUGCGAAACAGGUAAAGUUAAGUGCAUGAGAAGGGACUGUGCUCCAUAUAACGAACAGCCGCCUCCUUGUGGUGAAGAAUUCCGUAAGGUAAUCGAUGAAGAUGGUUGCUGUGAGACAUGUAAUGACCAGUGCAAACAUUAUAAAACCGAAGAAAAUUGUCCGCCACCUUGCGAAGGACCCCUGUAUUACCCGCCCGGGACAUCAAGAGACUCAUGUUGCGGGGUAUGUGGCGCUUGCCCAUUUCGGGGACACGUGGUACCUGAAGGGAAUAUCACUGAUGAUCACCUUGCACACCCAUGCGAAGGGUGUGUGUGUGCCGGGGGCCUAGCUAGUUGUGAAAACCGAGCCACAUGUCCCUCUGAGCGUCUUAAGUGUGUUCGACCAGUGAUAGGGGAAAACUGUGAAUGGACAUGCCCAACAGGACCUACAUGUUUCAAAGGAAACGAUGAAAUACGUGCAGGCGAAAUAAGAUCAUUUGGAAACAAGUUUUGCUUUUGUAUGACAGAUCCUAUUUAUUGGCCUUUGGCAGUCUGUGGGAACAAAAACCAUGAAGGGAAUUUCGAACGUAUGCUACAAAAACAAAUGUGUGUGAAAAAACCUGAAAACCCUGUGUUGUGGAAUGACGAUGAUUAGACUUUAAUAUUACAUCUUAAAACGUGUCGGAUAAACAGUUUAUAUACAUAUAUUUGUAUAUAGCAUAUCUAUUCCGUAAUUUGCAAUUAGACUAAUAAAAUAGUACAAGUAAAAUA